AUGACGAAAAAGGACGAAAAAGGACGACUAAGGACGAAACGGUCCAAGACGAACGAAAAGGACGAAGGGAUCGAAAAAGAACGAAAAGGACAACAAGGAUGUAAGAUUACGAAAAGGACGAAAAAGGACGAAAAAAGACGAAACAGGUCGAAAAGAACGAAGAGGAUGAAAAUUUAUGAGAAGGACGAAAAGGACGACAAGGAUGAAAAAUUACGAGAAGGACGAAAAAGGACGAACAGUUCGAAAAGGACGAAAAAGACGAAUAUAUCGAAAAGGACUAAAAUGGUCGAAAGGGACGAAAAAGGACGACAAAGGACGACAAGGUGGGAAAAGGACAAGAAAGGACGAAAAAGGACGAUAAGGUCGAAAAGGACGAAAAGAACGAAAAAGGACGGAAAGGACGAAAGAGCUAGCUGCAGCAAUAGCAACAGGAAGCACCUCCUGAGUUUAGCCUCCGAAUACAUUAAACACCUCCAAUGCCAAAAUCGCCAAUAA
Molecule: messenger RNA, 495 nt
Organism: Zophobas morio
Lineage: Eukaryota; Metazoa; Arthropoda; Insecta; Coleoptera; Tenebrionidae
Exons: 2
Coding region: 1-495 (164 amino acids)
Source: RefSeq, a predicted model, not a curated record